Cyprinodon tularosa is the source of this 2381-nucleotide messenger RNA. RefSeq names its product signal transducer and activator of transcription 1-alpha/beta-like. Gene Ontology annotation, biological process: type I interferon-mediated signaling pathway; defense response; cell surface receptor signaling pathway via JAK-STAT. The transcript has 23 exons. Lineage: Eukaryota; Metazoa; Chordata; Actinopteri; Cyprinodontiformes; Cyprinodontidae. Bases 57 to 2306 code for a protein of 749 amino acids. Gene Ontology annotation, molecular function: DNA-binding transcription factor activity, RNA polymerase II-specific; RNA polymerase II cis-regulatory region sequence-specific DNA binding. The record is from RefSeq and is a predicted model, not a curated record.
GAGCGGCUGCUGCUGUGAUUUCUCCUUAAUCAAUCCUAAUUGAUUAAAGGCUGCAGAUGGCGCAGUGGCAGGAGCUGCUGAAGUUGGACUCUGCGCUGCAGAAGCGGGUGAUGCGUCUGUAUGAAGGAAAGUUCCCCACUGAGGUCCGACACUCGCUGAGCCACUGGAUAGAGAGCCAGGACUGGGAUUCUGCAGCCGUGGAUGAGGAAGCAGCCAGAGGUUGUUUCCAAGGUCUCCUGGAGCAUCUGAUGGAUCAGUGGAAGCGCUCCGUCCAGGAAAACAACAUCCUGCAGGGACCAAACUUCUCAGGGAUGAGGGACUGCCUGGAGAAGAACUUUCAGGAUCAGCCCAUGAACUUGGCCGCGCUUCUCUCUGAAAGUCUGAAAGAGGAGAAGAUGAUCCUGGCCUCAGCCGCUGCGGCUCCGACCUGCAGCUCUCCUGUCAUGACCCCCCCGUGGACAGCCCUGGACAACCAAGUGAUGGAGAUCAAGCUGCAGAUGUCGGAUCUAAAGAAGGAAGUAAAAAUACUGGAAGGUCUGAAUGAAGAACUUGACUUCAUCCAGAGGACGUGGCAAAGCAAAGUGGAGCAGAACGGCAGACUGGCCCAGACUCAGGCUCAGACUCAGGUGGAACAGGAAUGUCUGAAGAGGGCGCUGGUCAUUGCAGAAAAAAAGCAGGUUGUGCUGCAACAGUUGCUGAACAUGUUAAACCAGGCGUCUCACGUCCAGAUGAGUCUCACCGGCGUGGAGCUUCCUGAGUGGAAGCGCAGGCAGCAGCUGGCCAGCAUCGGAAGUCCAGAGAACACCAGUCUGGAGCUCCUCCAGAAAUGGUUUACAGCUGUUACCGAGGUUCUUCUUGGAGUGCGUGAACAGCUGCAGAAGAUGCUUGAGAUGAACCAUAAGUACAGUAGACCAGACUCCAUGGCAGAUUCCAUCACACAAAUGGAUCAGUUCACCCUGAGUUUGAUCAGGAACCUUCUAACCAGCGCACUGGUGGUAGAGAAGCAGCCCGUCAUGCAGAACUUACCUCAUCGACCUCUGAUCCUGAAGACCGGCGUUCGCUUCAAGGUGACAGUCAGGUUCUUGGCAAACCUUCUUGCUUUUAAGGAUUUGCUGAAGGUCAAGCCUGUUUUUGACAAGGAUGUUAAAGAAGAACAGACUGUCAGUUGGUUUCGCCUGUUUGACUUCACUGUUGACCACAGUAAAGUUCUGGAUGUGGACGGACCCGACGGAGCGCUGAGGGCUGCCUUCGAGCACAUGUCCCUGAAGGAGAAAAAAUCCCGGACUAAAGGCUCCUGUGAGAGUCCUCUGACGGUCACAGAGGAGCUCCACAUCAUUCGCUUUGUGGCUGUUCUGCAUUACGCUGGAGAAAAGUUCAACAUCGAGGCCAGCUCCCUGCCUGUGGUCAUCGUCUCCAGUUCCAACCAGGUCCCCAGUGCCUGGGCCGCAAUCAUGUGGUCCAACAUGGUGUCCACUGGUGAACCGAUGAACCUGUCGCUGUUUCUGGAUCCUCCUGCGCUCACCUGGCAGCAGGUGGCACAGCUUCUGAACUGGCAGUUCUUAUCUGUGGGCCGGCGGGGGCUGGAUCAGGACCAGCUCUCAGUUCUUCAAGACAAAAUCAUGGAUAAUCCUGAAGGUCUGCUGUGCUGGAGCAAGUUCUCCAAGGAUGAAAGUGUCUGGAUGUGGAUCGAUGGGAUCCUGGAUCUCAUCAAGAAAUAUCUGUCCGAGCUUUGGCAGAACGGCUAUAUUAUGGGUUUCGUGAGCAAACGGAGAACAAGUUCCUUGUUGCUGAAAAAACCAACCGGGACAUUUCUGAUCCGGUUCAGUGAAAGCAUCAGAGAUGGAGCCAUAACCUUCAGCUGGGUGGACCAUUCCUCUGGAGAGUCACAUGUCCAUGCUGUGCAGCCCUAUACCAAGAAGGAGCUGUCUGUGUUGUCUCUGCCCGAUGCAAUCAACCACUACACCCUGACCACCCAGGGAAGGAGUUCCAACCCCCUCCUCUAUCUCUACCCCGACAUCCCCAAAGACUCAGCCUUUGGAAACUACUACCAGGUCUCUGGACCUUCUACAACCAAUAAUAACAUUAAGGAAUACGUCCAGAGGAUUCUUGCUGUUGUUUCUAUCAACCCAACUCCUCCUCCAUCACCACCCAGAGAUGUGCCACCAAUGGACAUUGAAAGUUUGGAGCCAAGCGAUUGGUUGGAGGACAUUUUAUCUUGCCUAAUGGAGCCAGAAUUCCUUCAACUGGCCCCUCAGGAAGACUUCCAGCAUGUUGAUUUCCCCCUCAGUGACAGUAUGGAUCACUGAAUCCAUCAUCACAAUAAAUCACGGCAGAUCUCACAGAUUAGUGAAUGCAAAAAAUAUAAAUGGCUUUUGUUGUAA